AUGGAAAUCACACCUUUCAUGGCAUCAUCAGGAAAAGUCCAAACACUAACACAGCCUAUACUUCAAAGCUUGGAUCUAAAAUACAAAGAUAUCUUGAUUAAAGAAGUGUUUGAUCAGACUGCUAAUCUGGAGAUCCUGUGGAAAUGCUCUCUUCUUUUUGGCGUAACACGACCAUCCUGGUCUGGAAUGAUGCAGACUGUGAUGCAGAUUUGCAACCUUGAAGUACAUAUCUAAUCAUGCCAAGCAUCACAAAACAAUGUGAAACCAAUUAUUAUUGAAACCGAACCCGCUGGUAGCAAGUUAUGCAAUGUUAUCAUACGCUUGGGUGGUUUCCACAUGGAAAUGAGCUUUCUAGGAUCUAUCGGAUAUCUUAUGGCAGGUUCAGGGCUGAGAGACGUUUUGUAACUAAUAUAUGCAUCAAAUGAUGUCGACCAUAUAUUGACAGGUAAAGCUAUCGCACACACAGUACGGGGACAUUUCAUAGUCGACGCCGCUCUAAAUGCUCUCCUCUACUCAGCAACCUUUGGAGUACCCAUUCCUCAUGAUGUUCGACGUGCAACUUAUGUUUGUUAUUAUAUUUCGUAGAUGAAGUACAGGAGUGUUCUUCAAUCGAGUCCUUCUUGUAGAGCAAUUGUGAAAAUUUUGCCUGUACAUCAGCGGUAACAACUAUAUGUUAGGUAAGAUUCAUUAUUUUAUCUUUGAAGCCAAAUAAUUACUUGAUAAUAUUAUUAGUGUCAUGUCUGUUACAACCCAUUUGUCAUAAGCGCACCUGCAUGUAAAAUAUGUAAUAUAUUGUAUACUGCUUUCUUUUUUAGUUGAAGACAGUUAAAGCAAAGAUAGAAGAGGCACAUGCAUUGCUUAAUGAUCUUAUAGGCAAAAAGAAGACCGUCAAGGAGGUAAUUGAAACUGACAUUCUGAAGGUUAUUAAAGAUUGUGUUAACAUUAAAAGAUUAUUGGUCAAAGAAGGCAGCUGCACAGCCUCACUUUGGUUACAAUAUAUGAGGAUGGUGGAUAUUCGUGCGCCAGUUAUUUCUCAUACGACUUUGUGUAUUCUUCCAAGUAUUCUGCAAUAA
Molecule: messenger RNA, 1073 nt
Organism: Paramuricea clavata
Lineage: Eukaryota; Metazoa; Cnidaria; Anthozoa; Malacalcyonacea; Plexauridae
Source: the annotation of a GenBank genome assembly